Stegastes partitus (bicolor damselfish) is the source of this 5135-nucleotide messenger RNA. RefSeq names its product protein O-linked mannose N-acetylglucosaminyltransferase 1 (beta 1,2-) (gene pomgnt1). The record is from RefSeq and is a predicted model, not a curated record. Lineage: Eukaryota; Metazoa; Chordata; Actinopteri; Pomacentridae. Gene Ontology annotation, biological process: protein O-linked glycosylation via N-acetylgalactosamine. Gene Ontology annotation, cellular component: Golgi membrane. Gene Ontology annotation, molecular function: beta-1,3-galactosyl-O-glycosyl-glycoprotein beta-1,3-N-acetylglucosaminyltransferase activity. The transcript is spliced from 22 exons. The coding region runs from base 221 to 2182 and encodes 653 amino acids.
AGAAGCACCGUGUAUAAAGUAGCAGUUAGAAGCUACUUAGCUGGAUUUUGCAGCAGCUACGGAAUUAAAUCGAUAAUGCAAGACAUACUAACGACUCUAUAAUGAUGUGACAGCUAGCCGUUUAUACGUGGUGUUGAGGAGCAGUACAUGUCCCGUCUGCUGGAGGUGGUAGAGGGCAGGCGGAGGGUCUGAACUCUGUGGUCGGCUGUCGCUAAACGGAAUGGAGACCUGGACCCCCAAUCCCCGAGCCAAGCCAUUCAUCCCCCGCCAACAAAGAAGCUUGUAUCUCACCUGGAAAUACAAGCUAACCAAUAAAAGGACGAUUCGUAGGUUCUGUCAGGCUGGUGCUGUGUUGUUUCUGCUGAUAACUGUCAUAGUCAACAUUAAGCUUAUCUUGGACACUAGAAGAGUAGCUAAUGAAGAUGCAGCAGCUCAAGAAUACGAGGAUGCGAUCCCCAACAUGGAGACGCCACGCAGGCCGGCCAAUGGACGCAAGGUCUUGGACAUUGAGGUGUACUCCAGUCGCUCCAAGGUCUAUGUGGCAGUCGAUGGCACCACUGUGCUGGAGGAUGAUAUGCGAGAGCAAGGCAGAGGCAUCCAUGUGAUAGUUCUCAACCAGGCAACUGGUCAUGUGAUGGCAAAGAGGAUAUUUGACACCUAUUCACCCCAUGAGGAUGAAGCCAUGAUCCUCUUCCUCAACAUGGUGACCCGGGGUCGUAUCCUAAUUUUUACCAUAAAGGAUGAGGGCACAUUCCACUUGAAGGAUGCUGCUAAGAACUUGCUAAAGAGUCUGGGCAGCCAGGUGUCCCUCAACCUCAGCUGGAGAGACAUGUGGACUCUGGUGGUGAAGAAAGGAGGUCAGGUAUAUGGAGAGAAGCACUCAAAGUCUCCAGCUUUGUCCACCUGGGGAGACCCUGUGUUGCUGAAGACAGAAGUGCAGCUCACUGCCUCUGAAGAGGCAGAGUGCCACUGGGCAGACACCGAGCUGAACAGGAGGAGGAAACUCUUCUGCAGCAAAGUGGAAGGAUAUGGAAGUAUCUGUAGUUGCAAAGACCCGGCACCCAUUGAGUUCAACCCUGACCCGCUCCCCAACAAUAAAGUCUUCAAUGUACCAGUCGCCGUCAUCGCAGGGAACAGACCCAACUAUCUCUACCGGAUGCUGAGGUCACUUCUUUCAGCUCAUGGUGUGAACCCGCAGAUGAUCACUGUCUUUAUUGAUGGAUAUUAUGAGGAGCCAAUGGAUGUUGUAGAGCUGUUUGGACUUAAGGGAGUUCAGCACACCCCAAUCAGCAUCAAGAAUGCCAGAGUGUCCCAGCACUACAAGGCGAGUCUGACUGCAACCUUCAACCUUCACCCUGAUGCUGGUUCUGCGAUUGUACUUGAAGAAGACCUGGAUAUUUCCAUUGACUUCUUCAGCUUCCUGAGUCAGACCAUCGAACUUUUGGAUGAGGAUGACAGUCUGUACUGUAUCUCAGCCUGGAACGACCAGGGCUAUGAGCACACAGCAGAGGAUCCGGCACUUCUCUACAGGGUGGAGAGUAUGCCUGGUCUGGGUUGGGUGCUGAAGAAGAGCCUCUACAAAGAUGAACUGGAACCAAAGUGGCCAACACCUGAGAAGCUGUGGGACUGGGACAUGUGGAUGCGAAUGCCGGAACAGAGGAAAGGCAGAGAAUGCAUCAUCCCUGAUGUGUCCCGCUCCUACCACUUUGGUAUCAUCGGCCUCAAUAUGAACGGCUAUUUCCAUGAAGUGUAUUUCAAGAAACACAAGUUCAACACUGUUCCCAAUGUGCAGCUGAAGAAUGUUGACAGCUUGAAGAAAGAUGCUUAUGAAGCUGAGAUCCAAAACCUGCUCAAAGAGGCCGAGGUGCUGGACCACACUAAAAACCCAUGUGAGGAUUCUUUCCUGCCAGACUAUGAGGGGAGAAUCUAUGUCAUGUUCAUUAAGAUGGAAACUGAGACAGACACAUCUACUUGGACAGAGCUCGCCAAGUGCCUGCAUGUUUGGGACCUGGAUGUACGGGGAUACCACAGAGGCCUGUGGCGGCUCUUCAGAAAAAGAAAUCAUGUCUUGGUUGUGGCUGUGCCCAUCUCCCCAUACUCUGUCAAGAAACCAGCCAGUGUCACUCCAAUUCACUUAGAGGCUCCUCCCAAGGAAGAGGGAGCACCGGUGGAACAAAUCUAGACCUGGUGUUACAUUUACAGACACAAACAUUUCAACCAGCCCGGGCCUUAACACUUUGUUUAUUCUCUCCAACAACAACGAUAAUAAUCCAGCCUGGGGCCAACUGCUGUCAGCCUGACUCCUAGAUGUGUGUACAAGAGAAUACUCUGGGACUUUACAACCUAAACGAUGAGUGACUGUCAACAGCUGUCCUUUCCAUUUCUGUGACAACUGUGGGUUGAUCCAUGGCGAAUUUUGAUUUCACGUUUUUGACAAAAAUGGUACAACUGAUGCACUCUCAACAUAAUUUAGUCCGUUUUUGUAUUUUUUCACUACUGAAUGCGCUAUCCAUCUUGUAUAUAUCUUUUAACUUAUCUCUAUUUAUUUUACAUCAAUUAGCCAGGUUUUAGUGGUUUGUUUGCUUUUUUCAAAAGAAAAUCCACUCAUCGAGAUCAGUGCUUUUUUUAAGAGCCUAAUGUUUACAGAUAAUGAAAUAUUAAUGUACAUACAUGUCUAUAUAUUUUUUAAUGAAAAUUUAAAGGGUCUGCAUAUUUUUCAGAGUCAGAUACAGAGUGAAAAAGCCCUGUGGGUUUUUACUGUUAUUGACUGCUUGGGUCAGUUGCCUCAGAUAAGUUUUAAUGAGGGAAUGUGAAUGGUGCCUGAGAGACAGAGAGCUAAGAAAUUUUUACAGUUUUAAUCAAGUACAUUGUAAAAACGGUAGCUAAGAAACACAUAAUGUGUACUCUGAUCCCAGUGACUGAUUAUAGUAGAUAGUGCAAACAGAACAAAACGGAAAGAGCUUCUGGCUGGACAUUUACUAGAGCUGGGUAUUGUACAUGGACAAAAUGUUUUUUUUUGGGGGGGGGGGGUUGUUGUCAAAAGGAGGAAAGUAAAGUAACCUUUUCUGCACUUUUUGGUUAUAUUUAGGCAAAGUUUACAGACAAUCUUGCAUCCAUCCCGAAAUAAACACAUAUUACACUCAGCUUUAUUAUAGAUUCUAAAGAAAAUUAAACAUUAUUGUCAUGGUCAAAGGUCUCACAAGUCUCUACGGUACAACUGGAUGAAGAUAGAUGACUUGAGAAGCGUGGAAACAUCCCUUAAGCUUUUUAUCAUGUGCCAGUACAGUGACAACAGAAGACUAUAUCUCUAGAAUCAGUUGCCUCUGUAAACUAUGCUCAUUACACAAUUAAGAACAUUUGAAACCUAGGCCUGCACUCAGCCAACAAAAGAAUAGUGCAAAAUUCAAAACUCUUCUUUUGUGUUGCUUAAUUAUUUACCUUUUUUUGUUUUAAAAAGUGUGCUUUUAUUUAAUUUUUUUUAAUUAUUAUUAUAUAUUUUUUUAGGUCUUGCAAGUGGAAUGCUGCCUACAGGUUUUAAUGCACGUAUGUGUUAAUACUAUGUGUUUUUUAGUUGACUUGAUUUCUUGGUGUGCGUAUCAGUUUUCAUGUCUCAACCACAGUUGAAGCCAAAGGCUUGCCCAGCUUUCAUCUUCAGUACGUAGAGAUCAGCGAGGAAAAUUUGUUUCAACAGAACAGAAAAAUCCUCAUCUCAGUUCUGCCGAGUUACUGCUUGCCAGAAGUACCCUUCUGUGUUUUAUUACUUGAAGCAACUGCUGUGAUUGAUCAGAUAUUAUCAGCAUGAACUCGUAAUUGUUACACAUCUUUUUUAUUUGUUUUGUUGUCUCAUUGUACUGCCCUCCAUUUCAGAGUGGUGGAAAGGUUGAUAGGUUUGUUUUAGCAUUGUCAGACAGAUUUAUUGCCUUAAGAUGAAACUGUGAAAAUUUGCUCAGAACCUGAGCGUUUUUCAAAAUACAAGUUGUUCUCUCGUAAUCAUGCGAUACAAAAUACUUACUGAUGAAAGCAAUGUAUACGAUGUUUAUCAGAAAGAGAUUGGUAAGCAUAAUCACUUUUAAACCAUGAGUCAUAUUUAUUUUAUCAGUCUUUAGCAUUCAAGAUCAGUGUGUUAACGCAUACAGAGAUGAAAAAUUUAUUACAACCUAUUAAUUGUGUUUGUAUCCGUCAACAGCUAUAACUCCUAUAAAACAUGUUAUAAGUGCUUUACAGAUAAUGGAUAUUUGAACUGAUUCUAACAUAGCUACAAACAGCUAUUUUGAGUGUGUCUGUUCAUACACGUUGGCGAGCAUUUGUGAUUUUUUUACUACACCAAUAAUGGCUGCUGCAUACAAAAAGGUGUAGUUGAUUUCAAAUAGGCAUUUGCAUAUUGCGUGUUUAUAUCAGAUUAAAAGUACGAUUGUUUUACUUAUAAAUUAUUUACCAGUCAUUGAUAUACUGAUUAUUAAUGCUAAUUAUGAUAGAUUCAAAUAAAGUGCUCCCAAAAUAUGAAUAAAGAUCUUUUCAGCAUCGGUAUCAGUUGAUUUGUAACCAUGUCAAACUAAAAGAGAAGUGCUGUUAUCUCAAGCAAAAACGCUGCAGUCCAGUUCCUUUCAGAUCAGGCAACACCGUACCAACUGCAUGAAUGUGUGUGUAAAUCACAUAAUAAUGUUGCUCAAUUAGUAUCUGCAGUCUUUUGAUUUUAAGGUGUGUACUUGUGUAUUGAGGCCUACCACAUGUUUAGUAUUUGCAGUCAGACAGUGCUAUCAGACGGAAACACUACAUACAGAAGCAUUGCAGCAUGUGUUGUGACUGAAUUCCAAUUCAUUAAUGUACCACAGGAUUGAAAAAAAUGAUGAAGGAAAAUCUACCAACUUUUUAACCUAAACUUUAUUUUUUGUCAUUUCACUUUACAGUGGCACACUUGCUUCUCUGAGUUUAGAAAAAAAAAAUAAAUUACCUGAAACUAUUGUUCCCUCAGCAAUACGGUUUGCUUUGUCCAAAGCUGUGAUAUAAACUGGAAAAGUGGAACGUACUUUGUAUGACUGACAGUAAGGAUUCUGUGACGUAUUGUAAGUUUUAGAUAUGAUUUGACAGGAAUGAAUUCCUUUAUCUUGGAAAUUAAUAAAGAUAUUUUUUACUGA